Messenger RNA from Dermochelys coriacea (leatherback sea turtle), 2600 nucleotides. It is a transcript of the gene BHLHA15, whose product is annotated as basic helix-loop-helix family member a15. The record is from RefSeq and is a predicted model, not a curated record. The transcript has 2 exons. Lineage: Eukaryota; Metazoa; Chordata; Testudines; Dermochelyidae. The coding region runs from base 507 to 1034 and encodes 175 amino acids. Gene Ontology annotation, molecular function: protein dimerization activity.
CUGGCUCCGUGCUCCCCUUAAUCUGCCAAAACCUCUUCUCCUAGGAACUCCCCCCUUUCCUCUGCUGGCUGCCACCCCAGUCCAGGAAGGUGGGUGUCUGUCAAGGAGCAGCUGGUUGCUUUCCCAGUGGCAGUGCCUUCUGCAGGGGAGGCAGGGAUUUGGCUGCUCUCCUUGGUGCCUAUUUGCACGGUUCCAUCCUUCUUCUGAUUUGCCAUCUCUCCUAGAGAGUGAAGCUCCAAGGUUUCUCCUGGCCUGGCUUUGGUUCUUCUUUUCCCCAAUAUCCGCCCUGUCCCCCAGCUGUCUUCCUCAGGCGCCCAUGACUCUCAGGCAGCGUGGUGUGGGGCUGGUGGGUGAAACCUGAGAUGCAUUCUUGUCUUGCUCCCCUGGCAGCCUUGGGCUGGAGGCCCCCAAUCAAACCACUUUGUGAGCAUGUUGAUGUCUAGUACCAGAAGAUUAACUUAGUGGGAGAACAGGCUGGGUGACGUUUCCCCACCAUCUACUGAAACAUGAAGACCAAAAGCAAAAGAACGAAGCACAGGCUUGCUGUUGACAAAGAAGCCUUUCUUGGGGAGACAACUUUGAGCAAAGAGGAACCGGUGAAAUGUUUGCGACGUAAAGAAAGGAGAAAUGGCAGAAACAAUGAGAGCAACAAGACUGGUACAGUCAAAGCCAAACAUGCUUGGAACAACAAAGACAGACACUUGAGGCGAUUGGAAAGCAAUGAACGGGAGAGGCAGAGAAUGCACAAGCUCAAUAAUGCAUUCCAGGCCUUGCGGGAGGUUAUCCCUCAUGUGAGAGCUGAGAAUAAACUUUCUAAAAUUGAGACUCUUACACUAGCCAAAAAUUACAUUAAAUCACUGACUUCCACCAUACUCCAUAUGUCCAGUGGGCACCUUCCAACUGUAGAAGGAACUGGGGCAGCCAGUAGCUCCAAACUGUACCAGCAUUACCAACAGCAACAUGGCGAUGAGGAACACGAUGAACAGCUAAAAAAAUACUCCACACAAAUUCACAGCUUCAGACAAGGCAGCUAAAGUUAGCUACUGGCCUCAUUCUCUCUUCUCCACACAUUCCUGUAUAUUUCAGCAUUUGGAGGAUUAAGGGGUUAUUUCCUCCUGGGGGGUUUCUUUUUUGUUUGUUUUUGGAAAGACAAAUGUUUAGUGACUAGAUCUCAUAGUUCUUGUUGAAAUUAUCCUAAAUUGUAGGUCAGGCUUUUCAAAGAGAUUAGUGAUUUUGGUUGCCCGAUUUGAAACACCUUCUCUGUUCUUAUAGUUUUUGUUUACCUGCUUUGUUUGUAAUUUUCCUGAGGUCAGAAUGUUCUUUUAAUUUGUAAUGAGAAAUUGUUUGAUUGUUCAACACCCAGAUUGCUUUUGCAGGGCAGGCUUUAUAAAUAAAUUAUUUUUCAGUGGGCAGGGGUGCUCUGCACAUUAGCAAAAUUACUCUUUUUAUAAGACUUUUACUUCCUCUAGAUAGUCAAGUUCGACCGUCUUCUCGGCGCUCCACCAGGGCCGUGACCGACCCCGGCAGGGCUGAUCCGAGGACCUCACUAAACCAUCCAAUCGGUAGUAGCGACGAGUUGGGCACCCAACAGUGAUGUCCUAAAUCACUAGUCAUUAUUUAAAACUUAACUUCUAUUACUCCAGAAGUGACACCAUGUAAUGGGGAAUCUUGGUGCAGAAAUAAUGAAGUUUAUGGCCCGGUAUAGUACUUUGGAAUGUAUACAGCUACUGGAGGGACAUAUCUAACUGACCUGAUGUUUGGAUAGCAGGACUAAUUUCUUUAACCACAAUUACCUGGAUUUUUUUCCCUUGAGUUCUUAAAUAUCCUGCUACUCAGAGGGAGGAACACAUUUUAAUGACAAUAGAAACAUAUUUUGAGUAGUUUAAUUAGUGUGAUCGAACAGGUAUGAAUACUGCCUAACAAAAUGGCCUUAGAUCAGACCCUAAAUGCCCUAAACCAGCACUUCUCAAACUUCAUUGCACCGUGACCCACUUCUGACAAGAAAAAUUGGGGUGCUACAUGCCGUGGGUGGGGGCAUGUAACCUUAGCCCGGGGUGGUGAGGCUCAGGUUUUGGCUUCAGCCCCGAUGGGGGUGGGGCUUGGGCUUCAGACUUGCUGUGGGCCAGGGCCAACACCAGCCUUGGUGACCCCAUUAAAAUGGGGUUGCGACCCACUUUGGAGUCCCAACCCACAGUUUGAGAACCCCUGCCCUAAACUCAUUGAAGUAAAUGGAAAGGUUCCAAUUCACUUCAGUGGGCUUUGGGUCACGGUCCUAAAAUGUAGUCCUACAAGUACACUUAAAAUGCACAAUAAUUAAUGUGAUCCUUGUUGCAUUAUAUAUAUUUGAAAGUGCCUUUUAACAGAAACAUUAAAAGAGAUUUGUUAGAUUGUAAGCUCUUCUAUGCAGGAGCUUGUCUUUGGCUGUCUUUGUACAGCACCCAGUCCAAUGGGACCCCAGUUCCAUUUGGACCCUUUGGAUGCUAUUGUAUUAUAAAUAUUUAACAGUUAAUUCACUUGUGAUCUUUGCAAAAAUGAUGUGAUUGCAGAACAAAUGUUUUAUAUAUUUACAGGUUGGACAAUGAUAAUCUGUGCUUUUAAAA